Molecule: messenger RNA, 5626 nt
Organism: Trachymyrmex cornetzi
Lineage: Eukaryota; Metazoa; Arthropoda; Insecta; Hymenoptera; Formicidae
Exons: 11
Coding region: 373-3909 (1178 amino acids)
Source: RefSeq, a predicted model, not a curated record
AGAAAUUUUCAAGAUUCUUACAUCUGUUGCACCGGCUUGUUAUCCCUCCUGCUCUUCACCGUGGGACUGCCAUUACUUUGUGACGCUUCAAGAAACAUCGCAGCGUCAUUAAGCAUCGCAUUGAUUAACAAUUGGGAUCAAGACAGAGAUAACGACUUUGGACCACACACCUUCGGAAGAUGCAUCAUCUCGGAGUUACAGGAGGUUAUUCCCGAGGGAUAACGAGAAACGAGGACUUGUCUGUCGUACAACGGGGAACUCUUGCAUCGUGUGCAGAUCUUCGGGUAUGCGGAAGACACAACGCAGUCAGGCGACAGUGAUUGAGAGAAUCCGGCCAACUUCAAAUAGGAAAACCGACUCGCAGAUGUUAAAAUGUCUCAACCAGAACUGAUUAGCGAUCUGGACGUACCCGAAAAUCCGCAGCACCCUUGUCAAUGUUCCACGAUUAACAAUUUGGAUUCUAUAAGAACACCGAGGGACAGAAUGGAAAGAAAUAUGAAUAGCUCCAGGAUCUCCAACAAUCAAGAUCUCCCGCGAAAUCUAGAAACCUUACAGAAUGUUUUCGAACCGAUACGAAGGUUGGAGAGCCCUCAUCAAGAUAAAUCGCAGAUCAAUUUGGACAAUACUAGAAACGUUGAUCUUCUAGAACAUCAAGCAAAUAUAUCGUCUAAUAGAUCCAUGAAUAAUCAGAAUUCGUUAUUAUCUCUUCACGGACAUAAUCUUUCAUGUAGUCCUCGUAAUUUGGAUCUAUCUCGCAAUUUGGCUUUUGAAGCAGCCCGAAGAGUUCAAGAAACCUCGAGUCUACAGGACAAUCAGCACAAUCACAGUUUAACCUCGAGUCCUAGUCCAUUGCUAGAGACAGGGCCGAAUGUGCUUGAGACAACUAGUAAAGAAUUAGAUAAACAGCUGGAAGAUCACGCCGGCUUGUCGCCGCAGAAGCAAAGCUCCAGCAAGGAGAAAUUGAAAAACGUGCAGCAGGUGUUAAAUCCUUAUCAGCAUCAUCACGAAGCGAUGGAGCGUGGAGUUCAUGGACAUUUUCAUAACGACAUACAUAGCCAUAUUCACAAACACGCCGACAAUUUUAGGAAUAAUACUAAUCUGGACGAAAGCUUGAUAGGCUUUCAGCAACACCAGCGACAGCACACGCAUUAUCAUCACAACAACGCAAAGACAAAUGUCACUCAUCAUCACACAUCCGGAGUACAUCACUCACACGCGCAAGGAAUGACUGGACAUCAUCAUGGAAGUCUGGCAACUAGUCUUACUAGCCAUGUCCAUGGGAAUUCUGGUUCUUUAAGCGGAUCUGGAUCCGGUUCCAUGAAUCAAACCAGUUCCGUCACUUCCAUCGGACACCAUCAUCCAACAUCCAUGCCUAUAGCGGCUACGAUAAACCACCUGAACUCUCCCCACAGUCAUCAUCGACUCAACGCGGGCUCCAGCUUAGCUCACCAUUCGAAUCCUACCUUUCCCAGCGAUCAUCAUGGCACUUCGGGUGCUCUAAGCGGCGCGUCAUCGAAUUCGAGCAUGAUGAACCACGGUGGAUCGCCCUCGGUGCACCGGCACGUGGUCAAUGUCAACAGCAGUUUAUCGACGACACCGUUGGGUGGUCACCAUCACGGCAGUUCAUCGGGUAGUUUAACCGGUCAUUCUAGCGUGAACCAUCAUCACGUUAGCUCCGGUAUAUCGUGCGAAUCCUCGUCGUCGAAUGCUAAUACUAGGACGCACAGCAGGUUGGAUCACGUCCACGAUCAUCAUCAUCACCUACAAUCGGUGCACCCGUUGCACGCGAGUCAUCCCGAUACCAGACCGAGAGAUCGAGCGCCUUCGAGUUUGGAUCAUCAUGGACAUCUCCACGGUCAUGUGCACAAUCACGGCCACCCGCACGGGCAGAGCGACACUAAAAACGCGGCUCUUAUGGGUAUCGACGCUAUUCAGGUCUCAGCUCCAACGAAGAACAAAUGUCAAUGUCACGUAAUGCAAUCCGGAGGAAACAACGGAGGAACUGAGGGCGAGAGUGACGGGGGUGUCGAAGUAACAUCAAGAACACAUCAACCCCCUGCUCUUCCACCACGUCCGCCACCGAGACCAACGAGACGUUACGAGACGACUACUGCCAGUCAAUGUCACACUGGCGAAGGUGGUUGCUGCAAGAAGUACGUUGUCCUUUGCUAUCUCUGUGGCGGAUUGAGCGCGGCAGUCGGUAGCCUUUUUUUGGCGGUGCACGCAAUCCUUUCGGCCCACACGGACAGUUUAGCGCUCUUCGAGACCGUGCCGUCUUACAUUCCCGGAAUUAUGUUGAUCCUGAUGGGUUUCUUCACAAUGCUAUUAGCUAGACGAAAGCACAGAUACGGACUUCUAAUGAAAGUCUGCGGUUCUGUGGGAGUGGUGUGCGCGCUGGUGUGCGUGCUCGUCACCGUCACAACUACGGUAAUUCACAUGUCUCGAUUGCAGAACCUUCGCGAGUGCGUUUACACUGCGCGCGCGAGAUCAUGCACAUGUUACGGCGCGCCGCAAUCGAAGGGAGAUCCCGGUGUGCUUUUCGAGGGGACUCCUCACUGCGAAGCGGUGCACGGUGCAUUGUCAGAUUGCCUGAGGGCCCUUUUCGGCGUCUCGGUGGCCGGUAUAUUGGCCUGCAUAUUCUCGUGCAUGCUGGUAUAUCAAUUGUUGAGCCAUGAGAAGAAGAAGAUGUACUGGGAGCAGUUGGAGCUGAGAUGCAGAUCAUUGUACGGCCAAGGCAGCACCGUGGGACCGCCAGCUGGGUCCUGCGGAUGCUGUAACGAUUGCGGAGGUGCGAAUCCGUGGUGGGCUCAAACACCUGGAAAUCUGUACACGCCGAAUCCUGAUAUGGCGCCAUCCAGGAGAUGGCGAUUACCUUGGUCGAGAUCGAGAGGUCCAGCACCGAGCCCAGAUUCAAAUUAUGGUUUUCACACGCAAACACGACCAACGGAAACCAAUGUGGAGAGCGGAACCGGCCCUUACAGUGUCUUUAACUCGCAGUCGAGUGGUCCUUAUUCUGUUUUAAAUGCUCCGAGUGCUCCAUACACUCCGAGCACCGCGUCAUACAGCGUUCUAGAAACUCCAGUGCCAUUGUGGGGACCGCCACCUCCGUACAGCGAUCCUAACAGUCCUGCCAGACGACCGCAAAUGACCGAAUCAAGAACCAGAAUUGCCAAGAGGAUGGAUAACUUUGAAAAUAAUGAAGACCAUAGACCGAGACCUGCAAAGCGUCCUUCCGAUAAUUACGAGAACGCCGAGGAGAUCUCUAAUAGCACAGACCCUGAGGGAGGGAAUGAGGGAACCAUCAAAGGUAGGAGAGCUAGAAAGCCUUUGAAGGGCGUAGAAAAUGGGGCGUUUCAACAAGAAACUAAUCCCGGCCCGAAACAAUCUGAGAGCGAACUGUAUUUCGGUGACGUGUCCUCAUGCUGCGGACCCGAAAGUAGUUUUUACGAUCUAGCUGUGGAAAAAGAAGGUGCAGAACAUCCGGAAGGCGUAGACUAUCUGGCGACUAGGCUAGGCAAGCGUCAAUUAUCAAAGAGAUCUCGAUUGCCUCUUCCUUUGCCUGCGGACAACGGCGACAUUCCCUGUGACAAUUAUGCGAACAGCGACGAACCGAGAAGCGCGAGAGGUCCUUUUCUCGCCCCUGACGCGCAAUAUGAAGUGAUUCAACAAGGUCGCUACUCCUAUUACGGGUCGAAAAAUGACGAGGAGCAGGAAGGUCCGCCGAGUUCCAGUUACUUUCGGGAAGAGGAAACUGAAAGGGGGCGUGAAAGGGAUUAUAGGGAUUACAGAAACAAUCAGGAGGAGGAAACGCCACAGUGUUGUUUGAGCGAUUCGACGACUCUAGACUCUGGUUGGCAAAGCGGGGAGCAACAGCAAUCGGAUGAUAACGUCCGGCCGGUGAAUGUGUGAUCUUAGACCCGUAAGAUUCUUAGCGAAAACAAUAAAACAUUAAUUUCCUGCCAGGAAGUGUUAUAUGAAAACCAUUAAAUUAAAGUAGCGAAGAAAAUGCCCGACAAUAGCUUCUGAUCUGUAAAUAAUUUAGAUCGAUCGUAUGUAGGUCUUGUUCUGAAGUAAACAAAGCGACUGAAAUUGCUGGGAUUCAAUCCUUUGAAUUUAAUUGACGAAAUAGAGAAAUUAAGAAGAAAGUAGUUCGAGUUUGGCAGAUAUGAUCCUAGUCGAUUGAUAACAGGUUUGCUUUUGAAAUAUGUAGUUGAAUUUAAUUAAAAAGUUAAUACACUAAGUUUAAAUAACGUAGUGUGAAAUACUCUCGAUGUGCGUGUCAGUUCAUAUCGUAUCGAUUUCUCUUCUCCUAAAAAAAUUGCUAAAAAGAUUUAUUUAAUAACAACAUUUCGCGCUCUUUAAAUUAAGUAGUAAUGGAUAUGAUGCAUGACACAAAUAUUAUUAACUUUAUUUCCAAUAUAUUACACCGAUUAUAUAAACAAACAUUACAUGCUACGAUAUUCUCAUCUCUUUAUAUUAAAAUAAAUACUUUUAUUUUUCCACGUUCUUUACGCGAAGUGAUUGAUGAUGAACUGUAUCGAUGCCAUAGAAAACACAAUGAUAAUGAAACCCAGACUUUAGUGAUAAUUUGUAGUGAUAAAAAUAAUAACAUUAAACACAAGUGCUAAUCUCGAUUUCGACGAGAAUGAACUGCCAUUCAUUUUUCUCGUAAGAAGCUUGCCAGUUUAAUAUAAUCUAUAUACGUAUAAAUUUUCUUCUUUCAUUGAAGAGUAGACGUGAUUAAAGUAGAUUACGAUCAAGUGAUAAUUUAUAGUAAUCCGAGAGAGAGAGAGAGAGAGAAAAUCGAACAAUGUGAACAAUUAAAACUGCAUAAAAAGUGCACUAUAAAAACUUGUGUUGAGCAUCAGACGUGCAUCAACGAUCAUAAUGGAUAAAGCGAAGUUAAGCUUAAUUGUUUAUAUUAAAAAAUAAUCACCUAUUAAAUAAAAAUAUUAAUCUCGUAGGACGAAAUAUUCAUGGCAAAUUCUGUGUAUUUUUGCUAACUGCAAUGUUGCUCGUGCUGCUCGUAGUAAUAAAUAAUAGUGAGUGUUACGUAUAAUCGAGAAAUUAUUUGCGAUGAUUGACUGAAGGCGAGUGGGAGAAAAUGAAUAGGAGAAUUAGUUACAAAGUUAGUUACAAAAAUCGUUUGUUGAAAAUAUAUAUUCGCCAACAAACGGUUGUAUGACUGUUUUACUAAGAAGACGCUCGCUUUAUUAGACGUUCGUUUAUUAUUUCGUACUAUUUAUUUGUCUUGGUAGUAAUACACGCUACAAGUAUUUUUACCUGAUAUUUUGCUGAAAUUUUAAGUCCAUUGCGUAUUGGAAUUAAGCUCGUCGAUCAAUCAACAAUUGUUCUUUGUUGGAUACACGAUAGAUACCAUGUACAAAAGUGUGCUUUACUCUUGCCAAUUAGGUGUUAGUUGUAAAUCUCAAAAAGUCGUUGAUUAUCUCCGAUAUAUCAACGGUACGUUCAUAAUCAUAAGAAAUAUUUAUAAUAAGGAUUUAAUUUUUUGCGAUUAAUAAAUUGUUUUAUUGUCAUAAUUCUGGUUUAUUUCUUAAUCUUACUUGGUAUCCGCGACUGAAAUAUUUCAUUCCAUAUUUUUCCCUCGGUUGAGAAUUUUAUGCGG